Molecule: messenger RNA, 1476 nt
Organism: Musca vetustissima
Lineage: Eukaryota; Metazoa; Arthropoda; Insecta; Diptera; Muscidae
Gene: tub
Product: protein Tube
Exons: 2
Coding region: 1-1476 (491 amino acids)
Source: RefSeq, a predicted model, not a curated record
AUGUCAGCCACUUAUACUCGUGACACCGAAUUGAGAAAUGUACAAUCAAAGGACUUGUACCAGUUGACUGUCAUUUUAGAUGAUAACGAUUAUUGGCAAAAAUUGAUGGAAACAAUACCAAAACACAUUAAUAAUGAAUUGUUUGGCCCAUCAUCCAGCAUUUUUAAUGAUGUGUACUCCAGUGCCCCACUUGCUACCAUGGAAAGAAAGUACACGAAUGAUCACAUACGUCUCAUAGAAAAGGCUAAUAAACGAACAGGAAGACUAUGUGCACAGCUAUUGUUUGAUGAAUGGGGAACCUCUGGGCGUAAGAAUGAGCGACCAACCUUAGGUGUGCUGCUGUAUUACCUUUUGAAAGCUCACUUGUUCCGUGGUGCCGACUAUGUAGCAGAAAAUCUACUGAAAGAGCAAAUACCUAAACGACCAGAAGAGGGACCUGCAGCUGAAAUUUCUUGUGAUCUUCCCUCAGCGAUAAUUGCCAAUGUUAGGGAUAUUGCCGAAGAUAGUCAAUAUUAUCCCGGUACUGAACUGCUACAACAAAACGCAAAUUUCGAGGGUAGUUCGAUGGACAACAACAAAGAUUUUUACACUAAGUACAGAGGUCCUAAUGAUAAAUAUUUUGCACCACUAUUUGCUUCAAUUAGCGACAAUGGUGAAGCACCAACACCACCACCCAGGUUGUUAAGGUCGGCUAGGCUAAUGAAACAACAACAAUUACAACAACUUACUCAGCCACAGCUAGCGGAAAACGUUCAGACAAUUGCCACACUAACAAAUCAACACGAGAUGAACACUGUAAAUGAGCAUUCACAUGAAACAGCGAAUGGGGAUGCCUCAUCAACAACGGCAGAUAAUUUGCCUAAUUUGCCUUUACUGAUGAAGUCCUCAAGCAGCUUAAAAAACGAUUCCACGCCAAAUUUAAGCUUUUUAAUAGGAGGAAAUUCUUCCAUUUCAUCUGCCGAAAAUAAGUGUUCAAAUAACGACAUUCCUGCAAGCGAUAAUUCCUCAUUUUCCAAUGACAUUGGUAAUGUUACACAAAUGAGCCAUGACCUACCAGCGAUAAGCGCUUUAAACUUAAAUGGUGAACGAGACAAUGCUUCCAAAGAAAUAAAUAACAUGGAAGAAGACGUGCCAUCGGUGGCUCUAAAUUUUUGUGCCAGCAGCACUUCUACAAAUUCAACCAGUAUUGGCAUACUGUCCUGCGAGGUACCUUGCGUAGUAGAAGCCAUAGGCCAUGAGAUGAACAUGAUUCACUCAGUAAUAGACAACGAGACUGACAAUUCUGAUGAUGAAGACGAUGUUGAUGAUGACGACGAUGCAGAUGUGCCAAAUUUAAGCAUUUUCAACGAUUCCAGCUUGACGAGUGUUACUAACACGAGUGCAGAAAAUAGUUUUGAGCAGAAUAAUGAUAGCAGGCCAACAUCAACAGAUAACAUACCACCCCUUAAUACAGAAUGCAUUCCAACGCUGAAUUGA